ACCACAGUGCGGACGACCUUCUCUGCCUAGACUACAGCAAACACUUAUAAAUACGAAACGGACCCUAAAGCUUCUGCAUUCCCACAUUCACCAAUGGAGGAUCUUCUUCACCAAUCUCAACCAAUUCUAGCCAUUAUUGCCCUAAUCUUCCUCUACCAUCUAUGGAGAGGAACAAGGUCCAUCACUCAUCACAACACUAAACCCCAUAAACCCCAAGCCCCUGAACCGUCUGGUGCCCUACCCAUUAUUGGUCACCUCCAUCUACUAAGAGGCCAAGUUCCCCUGGCCCGGACACUCGCGGCCAUCGCCGACAAGUAUGGCCCGACCGUGACACUUCGUCUCGGCGUACAUCGAGUCCUUCUCAUCAGUGGACGUGAGGUGAUCAAGGAGUGUUUCACCACCCAAGAUAAGGUUUUAGCCUCACGGCCACUAGUGGCGGCAGGGAAGUACCUGGGCUACAACUAUGCUGUCUUCGGGUUCGCACCUCUAGGGCCUUACUGGCGUGAGAUUAAGAAGAUAAGCUCUCUUGAGCUCCUCUCCAAAACCAGGCUUGACAUGCUCAAGCACGUAAGAACCAACGAAGUAGAUACAUGCAUCAAAGAGUUGUAUUCUCAUUGGGCCAAGAAUGAGUACAAAGGUGUAACCUUAGGUCCAGUUAUUGUGGAGAUGAAUAAAUGGUUUCAUCGCCUGAAUUUCAAUACCAUCACCAAGCUCAUUGCCGGAAAACGAUAUUUCGGUACCGUAGAUAUCGCCGGAGAUGAUGAAGAAGCUCAAAGAUUCGAGAGAAGUCUCAAAGACCUUGCACGUCUGACAGUGAUCUUUGUUGUAUCGGAUGCACUGCCAUGUCUUGAAUGGAUAGACUUGCAAGGACACCUGAAAGCCAUGAAAGGUGUUGCUAAGGAACUGGAUGGUUUAAUUGGGAAUUGGUUGGAAGAUCACAAGCAGAAGAAGAAACUAGGAGGUGAUCAUGAACAGGAGGACUUCAUAGAUGUGAUGCUAUCAACCUUUCCUGAUGAGGAGAAGUUAAUAUAUGGUUAUGAUCGUGAUACUGUCAUCAAUGUCUACUGUACUGGUGCUUAUUGUAGGUGGCUCAGAAAGCACAUCCCACUCCUUAACAUGGGCUCUUUCCUUACUAUUAAACCAUCCCCACAAAUUAAAAAGAAUCCAAGAUGAGUUAGAUGUCCAUGUUGGCAAAGAUAGACAUGUGGACGAAUCAGAUAUAAAGAACCUUGUGUACCUCCAAGCCAUUGUCAAGGAAACCUUCCGCCUAUACCCACCUGGACCCGUAUUGCCACGUCAAGCCA
Molecule: messenger RNA, 1304 nt
Organism: Macadamia integrifolia
Lineage: Eukaryota; Viridiplantae; Streptophyta; Magnoliopsida; Proteales; Proteaceae
Product: cytochrome P450 CYP82H23-like
Exons: 2
Coding region: 94-1173 (359 amino acids)
Biological process (GO): defense response to other organism
Molecular function (GO): iron ion binding; monooxygenase activity; oxidoreductase activity, acting on paired donors, with incorporation or reduction of molecular oxygen
Source: RefSeq, a predicted model, not a curated record